AUGAUUAAUUCAACCUAGAAUAUACUGAUAAUUACUAUUCACAUAGUGACUCUACUAGUUUAAGAAUAAUACGUAAAAUCAAGUACAUACAAACUGUACUUCGAUUGUCCUAUAAUUAAACACGUGGAUCGAAGUUAAAAAAGAAUCAAUAGAAUCCUAUCAAUUAUUGGUGGUCUAAUUAAAGUUCUUAUGUUCCUUUGGCAAAUUAUUGAGUAAACCAAAUACAAGAUUAAAAUUUUAAAUAUCUUUCCUCAACCAAUUUUUUAAUUUUGGAUCUACUAAACAUUCGAAAUCCUUUUAUCCACCACUCAAUUCUUAAGCCUAUAGUCAGAAACUAUUAAGUAUGCAAACACUAGAAUACUUUUGAUCAUUUUGGUAGUUUAUUUAUUUAAUUCUUAGUUGGCGAAAUUUAUUAAUUAAGUUUCAUUGAAUGUAGAUGGUCAAAAAUACUCAAAAAGAUAAAAAUAAAAUGAAAAUCCAGAACCUAAACUCAUUGCUAAAUAUUUUCAACCGUAAGAUAUUAGGUUGAAAUUACAGAAUAUUUAGCAUGUCAAAUAUUUUUUUGAAUUCACAGGACAAGUUAAAAAAAAGAAUUAAAUAAUUAAGGUAGAAUCUUAAAAUUGUUAAUUAUAAAAACUGACAUUAUUUAUGUCUUCUCAAUAAUCUUUAAGAAUUGGACAAUUUAAAGUAAGUAUUUGUGUACUCAAAAAUUAUAUUCCAUUUUUCGGAUCUCGUAAAAUUUUUAGCCUUUAAUGA
This is a messenger RNA of Paramecium sonneborni, 756 nucleotides long. NCBI's taxonomy places the organism in Eukaryota, Ciliophora, Oligohymenophorea, Peniculida, Parameciidae. The record is from the annotation of a GenBank genome assembly.